This is a messenger RNA of Ornithodoros turicata, 1561 nucleotides long. It is a transcript of the gene Ssu72, whose product is annotated as RNA polymerase II subunit A C-terminal domain phosphatase SSU72-like. The record is from RefSeq and is a predicted model, not a curated record. The transcript has 5 exons. Lineage: Eukaryota; Metazoa; Arthropoda; Arachnida; Ixodida; Argasidae. The coding region runs from base 264 to 845 and encodes 193 amino acids. Gene Ontology annotation, molecular function: RNA polymerase II CTD heptapeptide repeat phosphatase activity. Gene Ontology annotation, biological process: termination of RNA polymerase II transcription. Gene Ontology annotation, cellular component: nucleus; mRNA cleavage and polyadenylation specificity factor complex.
ACGAUUGGGUGCGGGACAGAAAAGUUCAUUGAAUCAGAAAUAUGAGCAUGAAUGAGGUUGUUUCACGAAGGUUUUGUUAGUGUUUUACCUCUGUUCUGCGGCCAUUAUCUUUCCUUUUGUCGUUGUUUUAUGAAAGUGAAUCUCUUUCGGGUUUAAUAUUCAGUACAGUUGAACAACAGGAUAAGUGACCGUAUUAGAAAUCAGGAGCCGGCACACCUCGCCUGAAUAUCACUCACUUCCUUUCUUCAAUUUCGACUGAAAUUAUGCCCAGCUCUUUACGAAUUGCCGUUGUAUGCUCUAGCAAUCAAAACAGGAGCAUGGAAGCCCACGCAUUCUUAAGUAAAAAAGGUUUCAAAGUGCGCUCGUUUGGGUCCGGAGCACAGGUAAAGCUGCCUGGAACUGCUCCGGACAAACCGAACGUGUACGACUUCGGUGUCACCUACGAGCAGAUGUACCAGGAUCUUCUGGGCAAAGACAAAGCACUCUACACUCAAAAUGGAAUUCUCCACAUGCUGGAUCGAAAUCGCCGGAUCAAGUCCAAUCCGGAGAGGUUUCAGAACUGCUAUGAAAUGUUCGACGUCAUCUUUACCGUCGAAGAGAGAGUCUACGAUCAAGUAGUUGAAGAACUUUCCAGCAGGGAGACUUGCGAGAAUUCUCCUGUACACAUAAUCAACAUUGACAUACAAGACAACCACGAAGAAGCAACAAUUGGUGCAUUUCUCAUCUGCGAAAUGGCGCAACUGAUGUCUGACUCGGAUGACCUCGACAACGAUAUCGAUGAGCUGAUCCAAGAAUUUGAAGCGAAGGCUCAACGUCCUAUACUACACACGGUUCAGUUCUACUGAUGACGCUUGCCUUGUGAUGGUAAUGAACUGCCGUUGUAGAUGCCAAUGGAUGUGACCAAGUCCGCAUCGAAAAAUUGUACAUUUGAGUGAAUGUGUCGUGGCUCAAAGCAAACUUUUUCUCUGCUCCAGACUUUCUUACGUGUUUCGUGGUGACGUUGUAUUAAAUUAAUGGGCGAAUGCCUCGGGGAUUUCGUGUCAACGUGAAAAAUGUGACGGGAGAUGUAAUAAGGGAAGGGAAAUGUUCAGUAUUGUUUGUGGCUUUUGGUGGAGUAAUUUUGUUUCACAGAUGCAGCAGAGUUGAACAAGUGUGCCAGAGUUUAGAGCUUUUGAUACUACUGGGAUUUUCAUAAAGUUAUAGGUGAAUAUAAAAGACUUACUUACAAAACCCUAAAAGGAGAACUUCACCACAUAACACGCUGAAGCACAGGAUGAUACUGCUGUCAACCUCGAUUUGUGGAAAGUGCAAAGUAUUUCCUUUGCGAGAUUAACAUACUGGUCACCGCACAAGUGUCACAAAAAGGCAUGCACCUCCCUUUUCCAACAAAUCGAGAGAGAACGAUGUCGUUCGGGGUGAUGGUUGACUAGAAGCGUGUUAUGUGGGGAACAGUGUAGCGCAGGUGCAUUAUGACUGUACGUAAAACUUAAGUGUGAACUACCAUAAUUGGAUGCUCUGCCAGUUCCAGUCAGAGACAAAUAAAUAUCAACCAAUGCAAACA